Molecule: messenger RNA, 933 nt
Organism: Odontomachus brunneus
Lineage: Eukaryota; Metazoa; Arthropoda; Insecta; Hymenoptera; Formicidae
Product: haloacid dehalogenase-like hydrolase domain-containing protein 2
Exons: 5
Coding region: 52-825 (257 amino acids)
Biological process (GO): dephosphorylation
Molecular function (GO): phosphatase activity
Source: RefSeq, a predicted model, not a curated record
UGUAAAAUGGCGGACAUGUGAGGUUAGUUGUUGAAAUUAGUUGUAAUAAUAAUGGCGAAAAAAGUCACAACAGUAUUAAUAGACCUCAGUGGUACGCUGCAUAUCGAUAACAUAGUUAUUCCCGGUGCCGUACAGGCGUUAAACAGGCUACGGAAUGCAAAUCUAUCGAUUAAGUUCGUCACUAACACCACCAAAGAGUCAAAUAAUUGCUUGUACGAACGUCUGAAAAAUCUUGGCUUUGACUUGCGAAAGGAAGAAAUCUUCAGUUCUUUAGCUGCAGCGAGAAAAUUGAUUAUCUCUCGACAAUUGAAUCCGAUGCUUUUGAUUGAUCCAGCAGCGCUGGAAGAUUUUCAAGAUUUAGUCGAAGACAAGACCACGCCUAAUGCGGUUGUGGUCGGCUUGGCCCCGAGCAAAUUCAAUUACGACGAGUUAAACAAAGCUUUUAGAUUAUUGUUGGGUGGUGCGUCACUUAUAGCUAUUCACGAAGGACGAUAUUAUAAGCGUCCUGACGGUCUAGCCUUAGGUCCUGGCGCAUUUAUCAAAGGUUUAGAGUAUUCUAGCAAUAUGAAAGCGGAGGUAGUUGGUAAACCAACUGUAGGAUUUUUCAAAGCAGCUUUAGGGGAGGUAGAUCCGGCGCAGGCUAUAAUGAUCGGAGACGAUGUAAGAGAUGAUGUAGCCGGUGCGCAAGCAGCCGGAAUCAUGGGUAUUCUGGUACAAACUGGCAAAUACAGAGCAGGAGAUGAAAACACGAUUACUCCAGGACCAGUGAAAGUAUGCGCCUCUUUUGUACAAGCCGUCGAGAGUAUUCUCGAUGGUGGCAUUUGAAGAUUCGUAAUUGGUGAAAUCAAUAAUGUACAUAGUCUGGAGUGAUGUCAUAUUAUUGUAAGGUAGACGAUAAAUACAAAUGGAAAUAAAUCCUCUUUCUGAUAUGGA